This is a messenger RNA of Penicillium salamii, 1428 nucleotides long. The record is from the annotation of a GenBank genome assembly. NCBI's taxonomy places the organism in Eukaryota, Fungi, Ascomycota, Eurotiomycetes, Eurotiales, Aspergillaceae.
AUGGGUCCUAUGCUCCCUGGAAAGCCCCUAACCGCUCUCACGCGGUGCAGUUUCCCAAGCAAUGUGAAAGCCACAACGACGUUACGCUUUACCUCGACCUUGCAGGCACAAGCACAGGUACAAGCAAAGACAGCAUCCAAUGCCACCCUUCCUCCUCUCUCUGUUGUACCGACCCGAAUCCUCCUCAGAUCCCUUCUUGUCGCCACAAUCUCCUCGAAGAGAUAUCUCCUCAUUCCUGCCCUUUCUUUCAUGUCCUUCCUGUCCAAGCCCGGGAGAAGCUGGCUAUUUGAUGUCGAUCGCAAUCCUAUUCUCCACGGGAUCUUGAAGAAGACCUUCUACGAACAAUUCUGUGCUGGCGAGAAUGGAGCCGAGUGCAAUACUACAAUUCGGGAACUUAAGGACAUGGGCUUCCGUGGUGUGAUCUUGACAUACGCGAAAGAGACUGUGUUUGACCACAGCACUGGGUCUUCACAAGGUCUUGGUAUUACUGAGCUGAAGAGUGAGAGUGGUGAUGUUGCGAUCGAUGCCGCAGUUCAACCAUGCCCUAGUAUCGAGGCCUGGAGGGACGGAACUCUCAAAACCAUCGACAUGACGAGUGAAGAAGAUUAUCUUGCCGUGAAACUUACUGGUGCUGGUCUCAAAGUGACCGAUGCCUUUUCCAACGGAGACCUACCCCCACAACAAAUGAUCGAUGCAUUGGAUGAAAUUUGCACCAAGGCCAAGGCCCGCAGAGUUCGAAUGCUUGUCGAUGCCGAGUCCCAACACUUCCAAAAGGGUAUCGCCCGUAUUACGGUGGACCUGAUGCGCAAAUUCAACCGGGAUGGCUAUGCUACAGUUUAUAACACUUAUCAAGCCUACCUCAAGAGCACACCUACGACAUUGGCGAACCACCUGGCUGCAGCCAAGGAUGAUGGAUUCACUCUCGGCCUCAAGGUUGUGAGAGGUGCAUACAUUGCCUCGGAUGAACGCUCUCUGAUCCACGACACCAAGCAAGAAACCGACGACGCAUAUAAUAUGAUUGCCCAGGGUGCAUUGAAACGAAACAUUGGAGAAUUUGGUGACCAGGGCAGCCGUCCUUUCCCUUCCGUCAAUCUGUUUCUGGCAAGUCACAACAAAGAAAGCGUGGUGAAUGCACACAACCUCCACAAACAGCGGACCAAGUCAGGAUUGCCUACCGUUCCUGUGCGAUUUGCUCAGCUCCACGGCAUGUCUGAUGAAGUGAGUUUCUCACUACUUGGUAUGAACGAUGGUGAUGGAUCACCAGAGGUUUACAAGUGCUCUACAUGGGGAGGACUGGGCGAAUGUCUGGCAUACCUUCUUCGCCGGGCGAUUGAGAACCGGGAUGCCGUUCUGCGCACGGAUAGCGAAUAUCAAGCAUUGAAGUCGGAGACUUUCCGGAGAUGCAAGUCCGUCUUCUCCUCUUCAUAG